Molecule: messenger RNA, 838 nt
Organism: Raphanus sativus (radish)
Lineage: Eukaryota; Viridiplantae; Streptophyta; Magnoliopsida; Brassicales; Brassicaceae
Product: BAG family molecular chaperone regulator 2
Exons: 2
Coding region: 124-615 (163 amino acids)
Molecular function (GO): protein binding
Source: RefSeq, a predicted model, not a curated record
UUUUCUUAGCCUCUUGUCUCCUAUAAAACCACCUAAAUGUUUCCAUGUUUAUGUAUCCCAAAGCUCGAGAUAAACAUAAGAAAAUUAUCUUAAAAAAACUCCAAAGAAAUCAAAGUAGAAGAGAUGAUGAAGUUCAAGUCCAAGAGGUUUGGGAUUCGAUUUGGUUUUGGUAAAAGAACCAACAACAAAGGCACACAACAAGAUCAACAACAAAAGGGAUCUAGUAAUAACAACAACAAUAUUAGCUCCUGCAAUAAUGAGAUUAAAUGGGAACUUAGGCCAGGAGGCAUGCUUGUUCAGAAAAGACAAGAGAGCAUUGGUGAAGACUUGAUCUCCAUUAGAGUCUCUACUUUUGCUAAUUUUCAUGAUCUCUCCAUUGAAGCUACCUCCACUUUUGGAGAACUUAAGAUGGUGCUAUCACUGCUUACCGGUUUAGAACCAAAACAGCAACGUCUACUAUUCAAAGGGAAAGAGAGAGAGGAUGAUGAAUAUCUACACAUGGUUGGUGUUGGAGAAAAAGACAAAGUGUUGUUACUAGAAGAUCCUGCAUUCAGAGAGAAAAAGCUUCUUGAUCUUAACAACAUUUCCGCUUCUUGUCCCACUAUAAUCGUAUAAACAGCUAAACCAGUUUCUUAAAUUAGUUGCGUGUUAACUUCUUGGUAAAGUAUAAGAUCAGCCAAGAAUAGUUACUUGAUAGGAUUGUCAUGCAUGAUGCAUACAGAUUAUAUAAAUCUCAUGUAGUCACUCUAUUUCAAAGUUGUAAAAUUAAUGUUUACAUGUUGUAAUAUAGUUUAAAAAAAAUGUCGUAAUAUAGUUGUCAAUGUUUUUAUACUUUUAA